Messenger RNA from Sesamum indicum (sesame), 1385 nucleotides. RefSeq names its product photosystem II reaction center PSB29 protein (gene PSB29). Gene Ontology annotation, cellular component: chloroplast thylakoid. Lineage: Eukaryota; Viridiplantae; Streptophyta; Magnoliopsida; Lamiales; Pedaliaceae. Gene Ontology annotation, biological process: photosystem II assembly; photosynthesis; thylakoid membrane organization. The record is from RefSeq and is a predicted model, not a curated record.
AAACUUAGCCGGAUAAUCUUUUGAAAAAUCCACUCCACUCCUCAAUUUUUCUUUUCAUUUUUGCUCUCUCUCUCUUCCGAAAUGAAAAACCAUUUUACUUUCUGAACCCGAAAAGUCUUCCAGGAGAAGAGGGGAAUUGAAUUCCGUUUGAACAAUGGCGGCCCUGACUUCAGUCUCGUUUGCUGCAAUAACUCAAUCCACCGACAGGAAAGUCUCAGUUCCGUCUACUCGCACUUAUCUGGCGUCCAAUUUCUAUGCUUUUAAGCUCCGCUUGCCCUAUGAUUCGUGCAAUUUUCGGAGCGGGAGCUCCAGUUCUCGUAUGGUAGUUCAUUGCAUGUCCACUGCCACAGAUCCACCUACAGUGUCUGAGACAAAGUCGAAUUUCUUGAAGGCAUAUAAGAGACCAAUUCCAAGUAUAUACAACACGGUAUUACAAGAGCUAAUUGUACAGCAGCAUUUGAUGAGGUACAAGAGGUCAUAUCAGUACGAUCCUGUCUUUGCACUUGGUUUUGUUACAGUCUACGAUCAACUCAUGGAGGGGUACCCAAGUGAUGAGGAUAGAGAGGCCAUUUUCAAAGCUUACAUAGAGGCUCUAAAUGAGGAUCCUGCCCAAUACAGGGCUGAUGCAAAGAAGUUGGAAGAAUGGGCCCGUUCCCAGUCUGCCAGUUCUUUAGUAGAUUUCGCUUCCAGAGAAGGCGAAGUUGAAGGCAUUCUAAAGGACAUUUCCACAAGAGCAGGAAGCAAAGGAAGUUUCAGCUACAGUAGGUUCUUUGCUGUUGGUCUCUUCCGCCUGCUUGAGUUAUCAAAUGCAACUGAGCCAACCAUCUUAGACAAGCUUUGUCUUGCGCUAAAUGUAAAUAAGAAAAGUGUUGACCGGGACCUUGAUGUCUACCGCAAUCUGCUUUCUAAGCUGGUUCAAGCAAAAGAGCUGUUAAAGGAAUAUGUUGACAGAGAGAAAAAGAAAGUAGAAGAAAGGACAGCAUCUCAAAAAGCCAACGAGGCUGUCACAAAGUGCUUGGCAGAGUACCAAUCCGCCGCACGGUAGCAUUUCCUUUCUGUUACCUUACGAUCCGAGGGAUGUACUGCAUCAUCAUAGGGAUGUACUGCCUCCCAAUGAUGAAUUAUUAUAAGAGUAAGCUUGGUAUAUCCGGUGUGCAGGCAGAUAAUAUAAUAGAGGUCGCAUAUUUCUUCGAUAAUUUCUUGUAAUACAAGCCCUCCAAACAAGGCACAGAGACCAACUUUGAUAUUGAUAUUCAUGCUACUAUGUUGUAAAGCUUUAUGUUAGUUCCUGACCAGUAAAAUUAUAUUGCGUUUCCCAAAUUUCCAAGUCAAAGACAUUUGUAACAUUUGUUUCAUUCCUUUUAACACCAUAAUUUUUGUUUGAA